Messenger RNA from Culex quinquefasciatus (southern house mosquito), 1353 nucleotides. RefSeq names its product spaetzle-processing enzyme. Gene Ontology annotation, biological process: proteolysis. The record is from RefSeq and is a predicted model, not a curated record. Gene Ontology annotation, molecular function: serine-type endopeptidase activity. Lineage: Eukaryota; Metazoa; Arthropoda; Insecta; Diptera; Culicidae.
UUGAUAUUCAAGUUUGUCCAAAUUAAUGAAAAAAUGUUUGUUAUUUGUGGGUUAUUCAUGAGACUUUUGUUUGUAUUCUAUCAUAGCCGAAAUAUGUUUCUUCAAUAGCUGAAUUUUGUAAUCGCCAAAACUUGAAAUUUUUCUUUGAUUGUUGAUUGUUCCAAUUCAACCCUGAUCGACAGCGAUUUCAUGAAUGAAAUAUUUUGAUUAGCCAAAGACGACCUCCUCUCCGCGCUUUCACUGGUGAAGUCCGCGCGUUGAUUUCCUGCCGAGGGGACUCUCUAAUCAGUUACAUUUGUGCGUGGUUUUGGAUCGGUUGUUCUGCAUCUCGCAGUUCGCGACCAUUAAGGAUGAGAGAGUGCGGAAUUUGCUGGUUACUUCUGGCUGGAUUAGGAUUUUCAGUGUUGUUCUCUGUUCAAUCAGGUACUAUUAAUGCGGUUAGCGAUGAUGCUUCUGAAGAAUCGGUGGAAACUUCCAGUGUGCCAGCUUUCGUUCGAAGUCGGUUCAAUUUAAGGGUGUGGUCAACGACGGAGGCUCCAAAUGGGACGGAAACGACGACCACGGUGAAGCCAAAGCGUCCAAAAAUCACAACUACAACGGAAGUAGUUGAUCUUGAAGUGACUACCAGCGAGCUCGCCGUAAGCGAAGUGACCUCCACGGUGUCUUCAACGACGGUCGCGGAAGACGUUCCACGGAAGGUGGUCGAGACCUCCGCAAGCGAAGUAGUCUCAAUCCCAGUAAAGCGUCUUUCUACAUGGAGAAAGGACAUCGCCGUAAUCCGUCUUGCCGAGCGGGUUAACAUUACGGAACGCAUCAGGCCGGUGUGUCUUCCCGGCAGUGACAGGUUCAACUAUACGGAACUUCACUUUCACGUCUGCAAGAAGGACAAACAGCAGUUUGGCCGGACUAGCUCCUUCAGUAAACUAGUCGCGGUGACCUCGUUGACCCAGAAGGACUGUCAGAUCCUGUUCCGGAGGCACCAAGCUGAGCUGGGCCCGAAAGAGUUUUGUGCGUGGGACGAAACGGGGGACAAUUGCACGGGAGAUUUGGGAGGUCCGUUGAUGGUGAAGUUGCAGGGACGUUACCACGUAGUGGGGCUUAACUCGUAUGCGUUGGCGAAGUCAAAAAUCGACAGCGAAGGACUUCCCGGUGUGUACGUCCGAGUGGGUUCGUUUAUCAAGUGGAUUCAUGCGGUGCUGAAAACAGAAUUUGACGAUUCGCCCUAAUGUCGCUCACUUAACACGUAACAGCAACUCAGGUGAAUGGCUGAAAUUAUCUGUAGGUACUUGUAUUAAGUUUGAGCAGGAAGAAGUUUUACAAAAGUGAAAACCAAUAAAGUUGUUGAAACAAUAA